UACUGCAUCCUAUUGCUUUUAACAAUUUACUUAGUGUACACAGCAUUGCACUUAGUAUCCCUGAUAUAUUAGUUAUUAGGUAUCCAGGGAGAAUAUCUAAUAAAAGUAAAUUGAUAUAUUACAUUACAAUAUUAAUGAUUUCAUGUUUACCGGAGUAGUUCAUUUCCAUCCGUUAAUGGUUUUUCAUAUUAGUUAACGUAUCCAGCGUGUUUGCCAUCAUCAGUUAUGAUUUGAUAUUCUGGAUAAUUUGAAUGUUAACGGAAUAUAUGUUAACAAUUUGUCAUAUAUUAACAGGUAAGUUAAUUAUAAUCUUAUUCAUUUUUGUAUCAUCAGCUUAAGUUUGUACUACAACUGUCCUGCUGCUUUUUGGACUUUGAUGUAUUAGAACAACUGGUUGUAAAGUUCUGCUUAAGGAUACAAAAUACCCAGGAAGACAUGAAUAUACAAACAUGAAAAUAUACUACACAAAGUUACAAGAAAAUAAAAAUAAGUAAAUGAAUACAAUAUUAUCAAUUGUUUUAAACAUGUGUCUGGUGGGGGAAAGUACAUAGUAUGUAAGUCACCUGACUUCAAAAUUCAUUUAUAAAUAAGUAAACAAUUAUACUGAAGAAGUGUCGGGAGUUCAAGGAUAAAGGAAGUAGAAAACACAAACCAAUUAGGACAACGACAAGCUAAUAAUUAACUACACUGUAAAAGAACCACUUGAAGGCAGUUUGUACAAACACAUGAAACAUUAAGUAGAAGUUAACUAACAUGACAGACUCAGACUUGAAAAUGGAUUUUAAAAGAUUGACUUGCUGAAAAUGCCGAGAAUUUCCAAAGAAAAAGGUGAAUCGUUGAAUUUUUACAAAUAUAUUUGCCAGAGGAUUGGAUCUGAGGAGGUCGUGAGAGUUAGAAGGUUGACUUUCGUUAUUAGUGACAUUGGACAAAAUGAAACAAUAAUUACUAGUGGGAGUAAAGGCGAAGGACUCAAUUUUAACAGUAGUGAUUUGGAUAUUAUGUUUAUUGAUCCGUAUGCAAGAGUAUAUGAAUCCGAAACAGAAGUUGUAAAGAAAGGCGGAAGGUUACCGUUCAUUAUGAAUGCUGACGAGACACAACCAUGUUUUACACAAUUAUAUCUUGUAACUCGUCAUCAGAAUCAGACACUAGUAAAGGUUUCUGAUGGAGUUUUGAAUAUGUUAGAAAUAAAUCAUCUUGGAUAUGUGCUUUCAAGUGAACAAUAUAAGCAGUUUCAUUUGUCAAAACGUUUUCGUGGAAAAUGGUCUGCAAAAAUUCAUGGUCCGUGUAUUGCAGAUGAAUAUGAUAACACUGAUUUUGCAUGGUGUCUAAAAUGUGACAAAUGGAUUCCUCUAGCAAGACCAUGGGUAAGUAGACCUCGUACAGCAUGGCCUUCACCUGAACUAAUUUCCAAAAUAGUAUCCUGUGGUGUUUUAUUUGUUCCAAUUGGCUGCAAAGGGUCUAUAAAUGAAAACCUUGAAUGGCGAGUUUCAUUUUCUGUAGCAGAAAAAUUUCUUAUAUUUUCCUUCAGUCAUACGCAAUUAUUAUGUUAUACUCUGUUAAAAAUCUUGCUGAAGGAAAUAGAAGAGAAACAUGAGGAUUUGAAAGGUUUGUUGUGUUCAUAUUUCAUAAAAACACUUAUGUUUUGGAUUUCAGAAGAAACAGAUCCGUAUUCAUGGAGACCAGACAAUUUCAUACGAUAUUUUAUGGCAUGUCUACAAAGACUGCUAUACUGUGUAAGAUACUCAAUAUUGUCACAUUAUUUUAUUCCUGAAAAUAAUUUAUUCUCUCUACGGUUCAAUACUUAUAACAAAGAAAAAAUUACCACCAUAAUUAAGAAUGUAUAUGCGAAAGGAAUUAAUUGCUUUGCAUCUUCUAAUAUUCUACAAGAUAAUCAAAGCCGAUCCUACGAAAUCACCGAAUCGUUAAUAAGCGAAAAUAACAGAUUCUUACAAUUAGCGUCAAUAUUUCCUACUAUUCGUUUUUAUGGUAGAGUUAAUAGAUUUGCGAGACUGUUGUAUGAAUUUCUACAUCACUCCAGAACUGAUUUAUCUAAAGGAUUAUUCACUUUACAAUUAUCAGCUGCAUCUAUGCUUGUUCCAGAAGCAACACAAUAUCCAAAUUGGACAGGAAAUAAAUACCAUUACUUAAUGUACAAACAUGAUUUGAGUCAUUUAAUGAUCGGUUUACAUUCAGAUGCAGGGUCAGGAUGGCUGAUGUUAGCUUCUUUCUUCUAUGUUCACAAAAAUUACAUAGCUGCAUUAACUGUAAUUACAUAUACAUUGCAGAAAUACACAGACGAGAAGAUUUAUCUGAGAUUUUUAAAAGAUAAGAAUGUCACACUAAAUUAUAUUCAACAUCAUGUGGUAAAACUAAUGAAUAAAGACAAACUACAUACAUUAUUAAAAACAUUAACACUUCAUAUGUUUACAUUUCAUUCUAAAUCGUCACUAGUUCCGCAAGAAAUACAGCAAGAUGUUUCAAGCACGCCUAAUAUGUAUGAUCCGUUGCCAUUUGCACUUUUCCUUUACUUCCUAUGCAACUACCAUCUACAUGACCUAACAUCAUGUAGAAAGUUCUUACAACGACUUAAACAUGCUCAAUGGACACUUUUAAACUGUGGUACUAAUGUUUUUCAUCCUCAAUCCGUGAACACAGUUAUCUUAUAUGGCAUAGCGCACCAGUUAAUGGGUGACACAAACGAUGCUAGACAUGCUUUCCAAGUAGCUGCUGGACUUGAUAAGUAUAAUUUAACCAGUGCAGCAUCAAGACUGUCUAGUCUCAUCUAAUUAUAUCCGACUUUUCAUUUUAUAUGUUAAUUAGUACAGUUUCGACUUUUAAUGAAAUAUUCAAACAAAGUAGAUCAUGACCAAACUUUGUUUUCUGUUCUGACAAAUGCAAAGGAUACAAUAAAACUUUGGACAUGAUAAGCUUACAUACAUUAAUUAGGUUGAUACUUCAUCCCAUAAAUCACAGUAAAAUUAAAGCAGUUUUUGGAUCUUUGGUUGGGAGAUAAACUUUUAUUGAUUGAUUUUCAUCAAUACAUAAUUUGUUACUAGUAUACACAUGUAAUAAGAUUAUUUUAGUUAUUUGAUUAUCUCUAUGUGGUUGCUUGUCAUAAACCAUAUUGUAAUGUUUAAUGUCAAUACACGAUGAAUUGAAUUGAACUGAAUUAAAAUCCUUUAUCUAGACAAUUUGUUGUGAUAAAGAAAGUUGAUUUUGUUA
Molecule: messenger RNA, 3222 nt
Organism: Mytilus californianus (California mussel)
Lineage: Eukaryota; Metazoa; Mollusca; Bivalvia; Mytilida; Mytilidae
Exons: 3
Coding region: 804-2786 (660 amino acids)
Molecular function (GO): protein binding
Source: RefSeq, a predicted model, not a curated record